AUGACUGACACCAAAACCGUCACUGCUGAAGACACCUCGGUGCCAACAACCCCAACCAUGUCGUCUUCACAGGAGGCUAUGGAUUUCGAUCAGUUGCCAAAUGGCUACUAUCGUAGCAAGAACUUCAUCGGGUCCCUGGUUGCUGUCUGUUUGAUGGCUAUCAGUUUGUAUUUGGGUUAUGUCAUGCCGGUCAAUAGUUUGGCAGCCAUCAACAAGGACCUAGGCCCCGACCCCAACUACAGUUUGAUUUCGACUAUGUUCACUUUGAUCUCGGGUGUGGCUGUCCUUCUCGUCGGUCGUUUUGGUGACAUUUUCGGUCGUCGUUACUUCUUGAUCGGUGGACAGUUCCUCGGUUUGAUUGGAGCAAUUGUCUGCGCUACAGCCAAAAAUGUCCCAACUGUCAUUGGUGGCAGCGCUCUCUGUGGUCUGGCUGCCGCUGUACAGUUGACUUUUUCCUUCGUCAUUGCAGAGCUUGUUCCCAACAAAUUUCGUCCGGCCGUGAACGCUGGUAUCUUCCUUACCACUUUUCCAUUUGCUGCUUUCGGUGGGUUGUUUGCCCAGCUCUUUAUUGCCAACACCGAAAAGUCAUGGCGCUGGUCUUACUACUUGAACAUCAUUACUUGUGGUAUUUCCGUCGUCUUGUUGGUGUUCUGCUACUUCCCUCCUGGCUGGGAUACCAAGCACAAGGGUGUAUCGAAAAUGGAUGGUCUCAAGAAGUUCGAUUAUAUUGGAUUUGUGCUGUACGCCGGUGGUUUGAUCUUGGUACUCUUGGGUCUUUCCUGGGGUGGUUCGUCAUACGCCUGGAGCUCCGGACACGUCGUUGCCUCGUUAGUCGUCGGCUUCGUUGCUCUGAUCGCUUUUGUGCUCUACGAAAUCUUUGUUCCUAUGGAGCAACCCCUUUUACCCAUGUCUUUGCUCAAAAACCGUGGCUACAGUGCUACUGUCUGCUCUGCUUUGGUCGGUAACAUGGUGUAUUUCUCUAUGAGUCUGCUAUGGCCCGAGGCUAUUGCCGCUCUCUACACCACCGAUACUAUCAAAGUUGGUUGGCUUUCGGUCUCCACCGGAACUGGUGUUAUUGUCGGCGAAAUCGCUGCUGGUAUCUUGAUGAAGCCCCUCGGAUAUAGCAAGUACCAGCUUAUUUUCAUCACCGUGGCCAUCACGGCCUUCUCCGGAGCCUUGGCUGCCAUCAACCAAAAUACACAGGCCAUGGGUCUUGCGUUCACUGCCGUCGGUGGCUUUUUUGUCGGUUACCUCGAGCUAAUUACUCUCAUCAUGUGCCCGCUGUACUGCAAGCCUGAGGACAUCGGUCUUGCUAGUGGCUUCCUCGGUUCCGCAAAACAGGUUGCAGGUACCAUUGCCGUUGCUAUCUAUGUCGCCAUCCUCACCAACCGUCUCACCGUCAACUUGGGUGAGAUUCCAGAGGUUGCCAUUUCUGCCGGUCUUCCCGCCUCAUCAGUCGCCACUCUCAUGGAGGAUAUCGCCGGUUCUCUUCCCAUCAGUACCGUCCCCGGGAUGACCGAUAAAAUCAGCGCAAUUGUGGCCAACGCUGUCCAGACAGCAUACUCAAACUCUUUCCACACCGUCUUCCUUGCCAGUAUCGCUUUUGGUGGUAUGGCCAUCAUCGCAGCCGUUUUCACUAUUCCCGUCGAUGACAAGCUCGACAACAUUGUUGCAGCUAAGUUGGCGGGUACUGGUGCAAGUGACGAGGCCUUAAAUGAUAUCGAGAAGGCACACCAGUAG
Messenger RNA from Talaromyces amestolkiae, 1740 nucleotides. RefSeq lists its product as uncharacterized. Gene Ontology annotation, biological process: transmembrane transport. The coding region runs from base 1 to 1740 and encodes 579 amino acids. Lineage: Eukaryota; Fungi; Ascomycota; Eurotiomycetes; Eurotiales; Trichocomaceae. Gene Ontology annotation, molecular function: transmembrane transporter activity. The record is from RefSeq and is a predicted model, not a curated record. The transcript has 9 exons.